AAUAAAGAAAAUCAGAAAGCAAGAAUGGCAAAUUGGUUAAUAUCUCUGAAACCAAGACCUUCUCAAUCCCCCCAUCAAACUUGACCUUUCUUUUUUUUGGACGAACAACAACUUGACCCGAUAUAAACCUUCCCACAUAAACCUGUUUGGUAGCAGAGCACAAAACGCAUCCAACUCCAAUUUCCAAGCCAACAACAACAACUCUUCUUCUUCUUCUUCACUAGAUCUCCAUUGGGUUCUCUCAUCAUUAUCAAAGAGCACUAUAAUUAACUAUUAAUCAUAAUUAAGGGUUAUAGUUAAGAUGACGAACCAGUUGGAGAAUCUGGUGGAGUCGAUCAAAUCAAAAGUACGAGCCCUGAAGAAAAACUCAAAGAAGCCAUACAUAAAGAUGGACAAGAGCUCAAGUGUGAAGGUAGAGAUCCGCAGCAAAAAGGCUCGCAAGCUCAUCGACAAAACCCUCAAGGCUGCCGAUCGUCCUGGCAAGCGUCCCAUUCCUUGACAAAUUUAUAUACAUUUUCUGUCUGCCCAUGUAUUUAUGUAAAUCUGUAAUGGAAUAGCUAGCAAGGUAGGCUGAUGGAUGAAAAGGGUUUCUCUCUGCUUUCUUCAUUUUCUCUUCUGUUGUUUUUCUUUUGGCUGCCGAUUCUGUGUUUUUGGGUCAAGCUUUGUAACCGCUUCGGAAUAUUGCCUUCAAAGCAACAAUGAACAAUCCUUUUUCUAGGUUUCUACUUUUA
Molecule: messenger RNA, 731 nt
Organism: Prunus persica (peach)
Lineage: Eukaryota; Viridiplantae; Streptophyta; Magnoliopsida; Rosales; Rosaceae
Exons: 1
Coding region: 302-499 (65 amino acids)
Source: RefSeq, a predicted model, not a curated record